AUGUCUGUGAAGCUCCAUCAACGACCCCCAUUCAGGGCUGAGCACCUUGGCUCGCUUCUCCGCCCUGCCGAAUUACUCAAAAUUCGCCAUAAGAUAGACGAGUCCCAAGGAAAGCCAUCGGGCCUCGAGAAAGAGCUUGCAGCAGUUGAGGAUACAGCAGUCAAAGACAUCGUCAAAACACAGCUGGAUCUGGGCUUUCACCCCAUUUCUGAUGGCGAAUACAGACGCCAUAUGUUUUGGGGUUCGUUCUUUCCAGGACUCGAUGGAUUUGAAGAGAUCCAGAACCCGGACAUUGACAUUUUCCGACUUUACGUCCCGGAUAUCGAUGCCUUUUUAGAAGAGGGACAUAAACCAGGAGAGUCUGUGAUCUGUACAGGAAAGAUCAAGCAUGUGGGGAGCACUUAUGUUGACGAGUGGAACUUUCUGAAAAACCAACUCCCAAAAGAGCGGCAGGGGGAAGCAAAACUCACUCUCGCGGCACCAAACUGGUAUCACCUGCGCUAUAAGCAGGGACAAGCCUACCCUAAGAGCGUCUACGCGAAUGACGAAGAAUACUUCGAAGAUAUCGCUGCAGCGUACCGCGCCGAACUCAAGAUUCUAUAUGAUAACGGGCUAAGAAACGUCCAAUUUGACGAUCCCAACUUGGCAUAUUUCUGCUCCGAGAAAAUGCUUUCCGGCUUCCAAAAAGACAACCAAGACGCCGACGCACUGCUCGACUCGUACAUCAAGCUCUACAACGGCUGCCUGCGCGACCGACCAGCCGAUCUCCAUGUAGGCGUGCAUCUCUGCCGCGGGAACUUCGUCGGCAGUAGACACUUCUCCGAAGGCGGCUAUGACAGGAUCGCCAGCAAGCUCUUCCGGGACCUGAACGUAGAUACCUACUACCUGGAAUACGACACGCCUCGCGCCGGGGGGUUCGGGCCGCUGAAGCACUUGCCGAGGGGCAAGAAUGUUAUUCUGGGACUGGUCUCGAGCAAGUUUCCGGAGAUGGAGGAGAGGGAGGAGUUGAAGAAGAAGGUUUAUCAGGCGGCAGAGUUGAUUGCGGAGGGGACGGGGGAGAGCAAGGAAGAGGCGUUGGCUAGACUGGGCGUUAGCCCGCAGUGUGGGUUUGCUAGUCACAGUGAUGGAAAUGCUGUCGUGAAGGAUGAUAUGAUUAAGAAGUUGAAGCUUGUGAGAGCGUUGGCUGAUGAAAUUUGGCCAAGUCAGCCGUGA
Lachnellula hyalina is the source of this 1212-nucleotide messenger RNA. RefSeq lists its product as uncharacterized. Lineage: Eukaryota; Fungi; Ascomycota; Leotiomycetes; Helotiales; Lachnaceae. The transcript has 4 exons. Gene Ontology annotation, molecular function: 5-methyltetrahydropteroyltriglutamate-homocysteine S-methyltransferase activity; zinc ion binding. The record is from RefSeq and is a predicted model, not a curated record. The coding region runs from base 1 to 1212 and encodes 403 amino acids.